AUGUCUGUCGCAGAUACUGAUCAUUCCUUCACCAUUCCGACGAUCAACAUUUUCACGCUCAGUCAUGAAGUUACUAUCCCUCACAGUGCAGAUAGUAUGUCUGUCGUGGAUUCUCUCUUACGUGCUGGCUACCUUUCUCCCACACCUAUCACACCAACAAUUGCAAUCUCAUUACACACCCUUGAACACUACCGCCUCAUUCACAACCGAAAGCCUUCAUUCAGUAUUGAAGCAUUUGCUAAGGUACUGUGCGACUCCUAUAGUUUGCCCUACCGCCGAAGAUACCGCACCAUUUUCUCGGAUGCCUUUGAUGUGUAUCUUUCCCUCCUCAGGAAGGUUGAGAAGCGCAUGUUAGCAGCCCUGGGGCGUGACACACCUAACUGGUGUGUCUUGAAUACCUGUCCCCCCUGCACUUAUGAAGUGGCUGAUGAGCCUCUCCUUGAUUUUGGAUCUCGUCAGAUUGCUGACACGCGGCGUUUUGUUGAGUCCGACUAUCUCCUUCCACGUGAUUUCAUUGACACAUUUGCACACGACAUACCUCCUCAAGAUGCUGUCAAUCCGAUCGCCGCUGACUGCAGCAAGCACUGGAAGGCAGCAGCAGGUGACGAGAAGAAGCGCAUGUGGGGCAUCUUUGAGGAGACUGGGAUAUUUGUCACUGUAUGUCGUCACAGAUUUCUUUUGUGGUACACCGACAUGGUACGAAGUGGUGAGCUAGCCAAGUACCCGCUUGCGAUAAUCUCGAAGGUCAUCGAGUUGUUUGGCGCACAUUCUCUCGGUGCAUAUGACAUCAGUUGCAGCUUUAAUGCCACCAUUCAGUCUAGCACCCUCGCACAGCAGUUUAACAAGAAGGGGUUGCGACUAUGUGUUGACACCUUCCACGGCUAUGCUCACAACUACAUGUGUCAAACCAAGCAUCAUCCUCUUGGCAUCAAGGGUGCUGGGAUCGAGGAUUUUCAAUGUGCCGAACGUCUUUUCAGCACUGCAAAUCAUGUUGCUCCUGUGACGUGUUACGCGAGUUCUUAUCACCACCACCUUUUUCUCGACAUGUUCUUCCGCCAAUGGGAUGACGAGAAGUAUCAGAACCUUGGCACCAUGAUUCUCAACAACUAUCGACAAGCACUCAACAUCAUAUCUACUGAAUCGGUUGCACUUGAGGAGGCCAAGGUAGCGCUUGAUAUACAGGAGGGUGACCUUGAGAAGUGGCGAGAGGAGGAGAUUGAGUAUUUCCGAACCCUUGGUGAUGAGCCUGAGUGGGACGUACAUGCGAUGGCACUCCGAGAUAUUGAGUCCCAGACUUCAGAAGCUUCCUCGCGCUUCCUUGCGAUGACACCAUCUGACUAUCAUUUUGUUAUUCCUCCUGAUGGCGUCACCAAUUUCUACUCAUCCAACUUGUCACAAACACGGAAAGCUGAAACACAACACUUGAUCCUUCAAGAAGUCGCUGCCAUGGAGGUCAAAAUGGCCAUCUCACAUUGGUGGCAGCCGUCAUUUCCAGAAUAUCAAGAGACCGUAAAGUACAUGGCUACCCAUAAGUAUCAGCGAGUGCUGGACAACCUACAAUGUCUCAUGGUUCAGCGGCUAUUUGAGUUACAGCGGUUGAAUCCCAGACUGACUAUUCGGAAGGCAGUUGAAAAGUACAACGAGGCUGCACGCGAUAUCCCUGGCCGUGCACCAAUAGAGUGGUCUAAGGUCACCCACUACAACUUUCUUGAUGAAUUUUCCCUCCUCCGCGAGACUUGCCAGGACAUUCGUGAACAUCCGUGGACCAAGCCUGCUAUACAACUUGUUCGUUGUAAUGUUGAGCUGCGGCGGCUGCAUACAGCCAUUGUUGAUGAAUCACGCUUCCUUGCAGGCAUUUUACAGGAGUUGAAGGCUUCAGAAAACCCAAUCUAUGUUGUUGUGAAAGAAUACUGCACUCGUUGCGAGCUUGUCAAUGCUCACUUGCUUGCCCGCAUCAAUCAAAUUUAUGACAUUGAAGGUUUCACUGGCAUUCGUGGACCUGGCGUCAGCAAACACCGCGCUGAGACUAUGGACUCUUCAUUUACUAGUACAGAAUAUCUGUUGGCUGCAGAGGAACUUACACACGAAGAAGCAGAAGUGGAUUUAGAGGAUGACACGGUCAACAGAGAUCUUGCAACCCUCGUCGAGUAUAUGACAGACUUGUAG
Molecule: messenger RNA, 2166 nt
Organism: Suillus clintonianus
Lineage: Eukaryota; Fungi; Basidiomycota; Agaricomycetes; Boletales; Suillaceae
Exons: 9
Coding region: 1-2166 (721 amino acids)
Source: RefSeq, a predicted model, not a curated record